UGCGGCCCCGAGCGGCUGCUGUCGCGGGGGGGCUGCGAGGCGCGGGGCUGCUGCUACGAGCCCGGUCCCGGCCACGGCUCCGGCUCCGGCCCCGGUCCUCCCUGGUGCUUCUUCCCCCGUGGCUACCGCAGCUACCGGGCGGAGAACCUGACGGCCACCGCCAGCGGUUACACCGCCGGGCUCCGCCGCGUCGCUGCCAGCUUCCUACCGGGGGAGGUGGGCAGCCUGCGGCUGGACGUGGCGAUGGAGACCCCCGCCCGCCUGCGCUUCACGCUGCGGGACCCGGCCCGGCAGCGCUACGAGGUGCCCCUGGCCACGCCGCGGGUGAGCGGCCGAGCCGCCUCCACGCUCUACGGGGUGCAGUUCAACCAGGAUCCCUUCGGCCUCGUCGUCUACCGGCAGCGCGGCGGGCAGGUCCUGCUGAACACCACCGUCGCGCCCCUCUUCUUCGCAGACCAGUUCCUGCAGAUCUCCACCUCCUUGCCUUCCCAUUUCAUUUCUGGGCUGGGGGAGCACCUGACGCCGCUGGUCCUCGACACGGCGUGGACCAGGGUCACCCUCUGGAAUCGGGACAUGGCGCCUGUGCCCCAGGUCAACCUCUACGGCUCCCACCCUUUCUACCUGGGGAUGGAGGACGGCGGUUCGGCCCACGGUGUCUUUCUGCUGAACAGCAACGCGAUGGACGUGCUCCUGCAGCCCAGCCCGGCCCUGACCUGGCGCACGACGGGUGGGAUCCUGGAUUUCUACGUUUUCCUGGGCCCUGACCCCAAGAGCGUGGUGCGGCAGUACCUGGAUGUCAUCGGGUUCCCCUUCAUGCCCCCGUACUGGGGCCUGGGCUUCCACCUCUGCCGCUGGGGUUACUCCUCCACCGACAUCACCCGGCAGGUCGUGGCCAACAUGACGGCAGCCCGCUUUCCCCUGGAUGUGCAGUGGAACGACCUGGAUUACAUGGACGCCAAGAGGGAUUUCACCUUCAACAAGAAAAGCUUUAAGGACUACCCGGAGAUGGUGCGGGACUUCCAUCGCAGCGGCCUGAGGUACAUCAUGAUCGUGGAUCCUGGGAUCAGCAGCUCAGGACCUCCCGGCACCUACAAGCCCUACGAUGAGGGACUGAAGCAAGGGGUGUUCAUCCGAAACGCCACUGGGCAGCCCCUGAUUGGGAAGGUCUGGCCGGGUCCGACGGCCUUUCCAGACUUCACCAACCCCAAGACUCACGAGUGGUGGCACGACAUGGUGAAGGACUUCCAUGACCAAGUGCCCUUUGAUGGCAUGUGGAUUGACAUGAACGAGCCAUCGAACUUCGUGGAGGGCUCCCAGGACGGCUGCCCCAACAACAGCCUGGAGCAGCCCCCCUACGUGCCAGGUGUGUUUGGAGGACGCCUCCGAGCUGGAACCAUCUGUGCCUCCAGCCAGCAGUACCUGUCCUCCCACUACAACCUGCACAGCCUGUACGGGCUGACCGAGGCCAUCGCCUCCCACGACGCGCUGCUGAGGGUCCGGGGCAAGCGCCCCUUCGUCAUCUCGCGCUCCACGUUCGCUGGGCACGGGCGCUACGCAGGACACUGGACAGGGGACGUCAGCAGCGACUGGGAGCAGCUCUACUACUCCGUACCAGAGGUGCUGCUCUUCAACCUCUUUGGGGUGCCGCUGGUGGGUGCCGACAUCUGUGGCUUUGUGGGUGACACGUCCGAGGAGCUGUGCGUGCGCUGGACCCAGCUGGGCGCCUUCUACCCCUUCAUGAGGAACCACAAUGACCACGGCACCCGGCCGCAGGAGCCAUAUGCCUUCAGCCCAGCCGCCCAGGCUGCCAUGAGGAAAGCCCUCUGCCUCCGCUACUCCCUCCUGCCCUUCCUCUACACCCUUUUCCACCGGGCUCACUCCGCCGGGGAGACAGUGGCACGGCCCCUCUUCCUUGAGUUCCCCAAGGACCCCAACACCUGGGCCGUGGACCGCCAGCUCAUGUGGGGCGGGGGGCUGCUCAUCACACCUGUGCUGGAGGCAGGAAAGACCAAAGUCAGCGGCUACUUCCCGGCGGGGACGUGGUACAGCCUUGCGGGGGACUCCACCAUCCACAGCAAAGGGCAGUGGAUCCUCUUGCCAGCUCCCCUGGACACCAUUAACGUCCAUGUCCGCGCAGGGCACAUCCUGCCCCUGCAGGAGCCUGCAUUCAGCACCACCGAGUCCCGCAAGAAGGGGAUGGCCUUGGUCGUGGCGCUGACACCGGACGGCUUCGCUAGAGGAGACCUGUUCUGGGAUGAUGGGGAGAGCUGGCAGACCUUUGAGAAGGGGGACUACACUGAGAUCCUCUUCCUGGCCACACGUGGUGCCUUGCUCAGCCAGCUCCUGCAGGUGGGCGCCCACCUCGACGGGGUCCUGCUGGAGGCUGUGACCGUGCUGGGUGUCACCAGCCCUCCCCGGCAAGUCCUGGCCAACGGUGCCCUUGUGGGUGGCUUCUCCUACCGCAGUGACACGCAGGUGCUGAGAGUCCCCAUAUCGCUGCCAAUGUGGGAACAGUUUGUGAUCACUUGGACCUGA
Molecule: messenger RNA, 2535 nt
Organism: Haliaeetus leucocephalus (bald eagle)
Lineage: Eukaryota; Metazoa; Chordata; Aves; Accipitriformes; Accipitridae
Gene: GAA
Product: glucosidase, alpha; acid
Exons: 19
Biological process (GO): lysosome organization; glycogen catabolic process
Cellular component (GO): lysosomal membrane
Molecular function (GO): alpha-1,4-glucosidase activity; carbohydrate binding
Source: RefSeq, a predicted model, not a curated record